Oldenlandia corymbosa var. corymbosa is the source of this 3184-nucleotide messenger RNA. Lineage: Eukaryota; Viridiplantae; Streptophyta; Magnoliopsida; Gentianales; Rubiaceae. The record is from the annotation of a GenBank genome assembly.
AAAAAAAACACAAAGAAUUAUUAUUACUCAAUAAUAUUUUACAGGGGAGAUGGAAAGAUUGAACCCGUGUGUUGUGUGUGCGUAAAAAUGGCAGUAAAAAGCCGAAGACAAAGCCGGCUACAACUCUGUCACACCAACAACAUCAACACCAAAUAACACUUUUAAUCCUACCAUUUUUCAAAGAGCCCAAUAUUCCCCCUCGGCUAAAACCAUCCAAAGUGCUGUUCUUUUUCCUCAAAGUUUUGAUCUUUUUUUUCUAUUAUUCCUUGCUUUUUAUUUGUAAUACUGGUGCUUCUCUUCUUGUUUUCUUCCUCCCACCUCAGUAUUUUUUUUUUUAAUUUUUUUUUUGGGCGUCUUUGUUCCAGUUGAUACUAAUAAGAGAAUAAGUUGAAUUUUCUUUUCAUAAAGUUUGGAUUUUUGGGUAUUUACUAUCCAAUUUUGUACUCAAGCGCUGAAAGUCUGGAAAAUACUUGUUUACCUUAUUGGGAUGAUGAUGGGAUUGUUUGGAUUCAAGAGAAUGAUCAGCUAGUUGAUUGAUUUUGGAGUGCAUCUGAUAAGAUUCAAAGGGAACAGUAUUGAGUUAAAGUUUUGAUCUUUGGAGGAUUGGAUUUCAGAAUUGAUGGGUUGUUUUCCUUGUUUUGAUUCAAGAGAGGAGGAAAAACUGAAUCCUCAAAGUGACAGAGAUGGUCCUAAAGAAGUCCACCCAGCUAUCCCUUCUAAUUUUAACAGAUUAUCUUCUGGAGCUGAUAGACUGAAAACGAGGAGCAACAUCGGGUCAAGGAAGGAAUCAAUUGGGCUAAAAGAUGCCCCUGAUGUUCAGAUUGCUGCACAAACUUUCACUUUCCGGGAGCUUGCUACUGCUACAAACAAUUUCAAGCAAGACUCUUUCUUAGGCGAAGGAGGAUUUGGACGCGUAUACAAAGGGCGGCUUCCAUCAGGACAGGUGGUUGCAGUAAAACAAUUGGAUAGAAAUGGGCUUCAGGGUAAUCGGGAGUUUUUGGUGGAAGUUCUUAUGCUCAGCCUUUUACAUCAUCCAAACCUUGUAAAUUUAAUUGGUUACUGUGCUGAUGGAGACCAGAGGCUGCUUGUUUAUGAAUUUAUGCCCUUUGGAUCAUUGGAAGACCACCUUCAUGAUCUUCCACCUGAUAAAGAACCCCUGGAUUGGAAUACAAGAAUGAAGAUUGCGGCUGGUGCAGCUAGAGGUUUGGAAUAUCUUCAUGAUAAGGCAAACCCUCCAGUAAUCUAUAGAGAUUUCAAGUCAUCUAACAUAUUACUCGAUGAAGAAUUUGUUCCAAAGCUUUCCGAUUUUGGACUGGCGAAGCUCGGUCCUACUGGAGAUAAGUCACAUGUUUCUACUAGGGUCAUGGGAACUUAUGGUUAUUGUGCUCCAGAGUACGCCAUGACCGGGCAAUUAACGGUAAAAUCAGAUGUCUAUAGUUUUGGGGUGGUUUUCUUAGAGCUCAUUACCGGGCGUAAAGCUAUUGAUGGUACCAGACCUCAGGGAGAGCAAAAUCUUGUCAUAUGGGCUCGACCUCUAUUCAACGACAGGAGAAAAUUUGCCAAGUUAGCAGAUCCAAGAUUGCAAGGUCAAUAUCCAAUGCGAGGUCUUUAUCAGGCACUGGCUGUGGCAUCCAUGUGUAUCCAGGAACAGGCAGCAGCUCGUCCUUUGAUAGGGGAUGUGGUAACUGCCCUUUCUUACUUGGCAAAUCAGGCAUAUGAUCCCACGGCAGGCCCUGGACAGGGUUACAGAUUUGCUGCUGCUGCAGCAGGAGAUAAGGAUGAUAGAAGGAGCCGAGAUGAUCAUCGGAAUGGAGGCAGAAUAUUAAGAAACGAAGAAGGCGGUGGAUCUGGUCGGAAAUGGGAUUUAGACGGAUCCGAAAAAGAGGACUCUCCUCGAGAGACUGCAAGGAUGCUCAACCGGGACCUGGAGAGAGAAAGAGCUGUUGCGGAAGCUAAAAUGUGGGGUGAGAAUUGGCGAGAAAAGAGACGACAGAACAACGCGCAAGGAAGUUUUGAUGCAAAUAACAACGGUUUGUAAGGAUCAUAAAAAUGUGUAUAAUUCACGAUGAAGAGGCCACCCCCAUCUUCCACCUUGGCUAAUGAUUUUUCCGGUUUGCUUUGCUGAGGGAGGUGAAGAAAGGAUCCGAAUUUUCGGCCAAAUGGGGAGAGCCACAGGCCUCCAGUUCUUUUUUGUUUCUUUUUUUCCCUUUGCUUUUAAAUUGUCUACUUGUUGGCAAUGUUUCUAUUUGCCAACAAGCAAAUGAAGAGACCCCUACUGUACAUUUAGAAGCAUUUAGAAGAAGCGCAAAGCUGAAUAGAAAAGCUGGAUGUUUUCUAGUGUAAUUUAAACAGAUUUCUUUUUUCUCUGAGUUAAGUUAACUUUAAUUUUCUUUUUUUUUUUUUCACUUGUUUACUGAACUAUAGAUAUUAGUACUACCGUGUCAUGGGAUUUUGGUGCACUGUGACUUUUCCGUAUACUACACUGAAUGGAUGAAUGGUAAGGCUUUUAUAUCGAGUACCGCAUCUUUCGCAAUGAGUUUUACAUUAAUUUUUUGUUGUUCACUCAAUUUGUUAUGUGGCAGAUGUCUUUAGUUUGCCAUUCCACUCAAGUGCGAAAGAGGUAUGUGUUUGUUACCCUCAAAUUUAUGGAUGCUAAUGUGUACUACCAGAUUUGAUUCAAGCUAUGUAUGUUUGUUAUUGUUGCAAGACAGAAUUGACAAGGUCGAACACCAAGUAAAAUAAAGUAGAAAUCAAAAUGCCAUAUAUUAAGAACCAACAGGAGUAAUUUGUUUAAUAGCAUGCAUAUCACAAACGUAUUCCUCUAAUUGCCCAAACCAACAACGUUUCAACGGCUCUUUCAAAUAAGAAAAUAAAGUUAAUGCCCUUUUCAGUGGGGGGAAAAAAAAAAGAAAAGGAAAGUGGCCAAAGCUGGGAAAUCUGGACUUGUUUAAGCAAUUGUCUACGAAAGCUGAGAGCCAAGUUGACCCUUUGUGUCAGACAGAAUUUUGUGUGAUACGAAAGGACAUCAUUAAGAGCGCAAAGCCUUAUGGUUCUAGAUGACCAGUCAUCUAAACCGCGGGCUAUAACUCAUAGGCUUUCAAAACGUACAAUUUUUUAUUAUGUCAUCGAUUGAUCGCAAUUCUUCAUUGCACAAACGGGAGGCCUUAUAUAGGAGAAUUCCUUA